CACACAAUAAUAUAUGCAAUAUAUUCUAUCUGAGUGCAGUGACAAGAUCGUGACGUCAGCGCAGCUCAAAAGUGCAAUUCCCCAACAAAAAAAAACAAAGCUCAAUUUGCAAUCUCUCGCCCCGUUUUACCCCGUUUUCGUAAUCGCAUCGUGCAAAAAGCAAAAAAAAGUAAAAAGAGUUAUUAACAAAAAGUGAAUCUGCCAGCUGGCCUCCCGCUCGCACUCACCCAGUAUUAUUGGUACCGCUGCCGUCGACGUCGACGUCGCUGUCGCCGCGCUCUUCAUUGUUUAUGUUUUUUUGUGUUCUUACCCCCCUCCCCCUCCCAGAAGGCGGAGAAGUAAGUAAUAAUAAAAGCAAUGCGCUCGCAAUGAAACGAAAUUGAGUGAAAAAAUAAAUUUCGUUUACAAAAAAAUUAAAAAGCAAAAAUAAAGAAAAAAAAAAAUUAUAAGCGAAUGAGAAGAAAAAAAUUCACUGCCAAGCAAAUUUCACGCCGUAUUUAAUCUUUGCUCACUGACCGCCUCCAGCUUAAUCGCUGCUCGUCUUUCUUUCCGUUCCGUUCGCGAUCGCGAGUGUUCUGUGCCCCGAUUCUGGAUAUAUAGCUCCGGCUUUAGUCCCAGUAACGGCCACCGAUCUAAUCCGACCACGAUCCAACCCCACCUUUGCAUCUCGAUUUCCAAUCCUACCAUUCCCGGGCUGUGUGUUCUGCAGACCGCCGCGCGUUCAGAACAGCACUCGGAACAUAUACCGCUGAAAUCGGCCAUCCUUAAACUGAAAGUUGAGAAAUUCCUGAAAUAUUCACAAUCCCUUCGCAUCGAUAAUGAUAGUGCUCUGUGCCCGCAUAUGAAAGUGCUGUAGAAAACUUGAAAAUCUCAUAAAAAUCCGUUUGGUGUAGCAAAAAGGAACCAACUUAGUUUAAGCAUUUUUAAGGAUAACCUUAGCACCCUAGGCGACCGCCACAGUAAGAUGUCCUCAACGUUGGUCCUUAUCACAGCGCUCCUCUUGGCCAGCACAGUAUGCCAGGCCCUGCCAGAUUUGCACAAACAAAUGUCGCCGGAGCAGUUGCAGUCAGUCUUCCACGUGGACACCCAUGACGCAGUGCCCCACUAUGAGCUUGUCCAGCUGCUGCACCAUGAAAACAACCACAACCACCAGCGGCGGCGGCGCAGCAUCGGCGAGGGGCCAAAGGUCAACGCCGCCCUGCCGCCCCAUCACGUGAAAAAGGAUCUCAGCAAGAAUGCCUACUACAGCGAGCUGAAGCACGAGGCCAUGUCCUCGGGCGGCAACCACCUGUUCGGGCCGGAAGUGAGUGCCAUCAAGUCGCACAAUGUCUCCUUCAGCGCCUUCGGCCAGCACCUGAACCUCAGUCUGCGCGCCACCCAAGGACUCUUCAAGGGCGCGCCCCACCAGCUGCGCAUGUGGACGGUGGGCAGCGAACCCAAUGCCACCCACGGCCUUGACCUCCAGGAGAUCGUUCACGAAGAGCACCACAAAAACGAUGUUGGAGAAGUCUUUCAAGAUGAGAAGAACAUGGCUGCCAUUUUGAUGCGACGCCACAUGGAAACGGGCGACCUGAUAAUGGAGGGCAGCAUCGGUCACGAUCUGGUGAUCAAGCCCUUGCCGCACGAGCUCAGUCCCAAUCCAGAGGAGUCCCAUCACAUCAUCUACAAACGGGAGGCAUCCGCAGCAGAAGACCAACUGAGUGACUUUGCCUUCAUGGAACCUGAUGAUCUGGUGGCCAGCGAAAAUCUUGAGAGAUUGCAGCGCCGCCAGCGUCGCAGUCGACGCAGUGCGCCCAAGAGUCCCGACUUCGAGGACCUCAACGACGAGGACGAAGGCGCCCUGGAGGCGGAGCCCCAAGUGGCCGAGUCCCGGGCUCGAUCCCGCCGCCAGGCCCCGUACAUCAUCUAUCCCGAGGUCUUGGUUAUCGUCGACUACGAUGGCUAUCGGCUGCAUGGCGGCGAUAAUUUGCAGGUCAAACGCUACUUCAUCUCAUUCUGGAACGGAGUCGAUCUGCGCUACCGCCUGCUGAAGGGUCCAAGAAUACGCAUCAGUAUUGCCGGCAUUAUUAUUUCAAGGGGUCGUGACGCCACUCCCUAUCUGGAACGCAAUCGAGUGGGUCGGGAUGCCAUCGAUUCGGCUGCUGCUCUCACGGACAUGGGAAAAUAUUUGUUCCGGGAACGCCGACUGCCCGUCUACGAUAUUGCCGUGGCCAUAACCAAGUAUGAUAUGUGUCGCAGGCGAAAAGGAGGUCGUUGCACCAAGGGCACAGCGGGCUUCGCUUACGUCGGUGGCGCAUGCGUUGUGAACAAGCGACUGGAGAAGGUGAACAGCGUGGCCAUCAUCGAAGAUACCGGUGGUUUCAGCGGCAUUAUCGUGGCUGCCCACGAAGUGGGACAUCUGCUGGGAGCGGUGCAUGACGGCUCGCCGCCACCGAGCUAUUUGGGUGGACCAGGUGCCCAGCGGUGUCGCUGGGAGGAUGGCUACAUCAUGUCCGAUCUGCGCCACACGGAGCGGGGAUUCAGAUGGUCCGCUUGCACGGUGCAGAGCUUCCAUCAUUUCCUCAAUGGAGACACGGCCACCUGCCUGCACAAUGCCCCGCAUGAGGACAGCGCCUUGGGUAGAUCGCUGCCGGGAACCCUGCUCUCGCUGGACGCCCAGUGCCGCAGGGAUCGGGGAACGUAUGCCUGCUUCAAGGACGAGCGAGUGUGUGCCCAACUCUUCUGCUUCGACGCCCAGACAGGAUACUGUGUGGCCUACAGACCAGCGGCCGAGGGCUCGGCCUGCGGUAAUGGUUAUCACUGUCUGGAUGGUCGCUGCACACCACUGCCCUCGAAUAUCAUUCCCGACUACGGACACAACUAUCGUUUAGUCUACAAUAAAAUCAACAACAAGAAAGAUGCAGCGGAAGAAAUUGAGAGUAGUAGUGAGGAGACGGAGUCCCAGGAGGACGAAAAUGAAAGUAAUGAGGAUCAGGAUGAGGGCAAUACAAGUAGCGAGGAGCAGGAGGCCAAUCAGCAGGACAACAGGAUCGAGCAGAGCUCUGCCGCUGGCGCCGCUGCUGUGACGACGUCGACGACAACCACCAGAGCAACAACCACAACAACCGCGAAGACAACAACAACCACUGUGAAGCCCAAGUCGAAGGCUUUUGGCUAUCUGCAUCGCAGUCUGCCCGAAGGACAAUGGAUGCAGGAUAACGGUGUGCUGGUCAAGACGCGCAUCAGCAGCAGUGUCAGCAGCAGCAGCAGCAGUAGUAACAGUAACAGCAACAGCAACAGCAACACCAACGCUGACCCCGCAGCAACAUCAACACCCAAGCCCCGAACAACUACUUCAACAACAACAACCACACAAACACCGAACCUAUUCCAAAUCUAUACACACGAAUUACGCAAACAAAUCGAAUACUAUUUACACAUGCUACAGACACAACAACAUGCUACCAAAUUGCAACCAGAACAACAGCAACAGCAGUCACAACAACAACAGUCGAUAGUUGAAAUCCCUUUGGUACAAAAACGCCUUACAAAUUAUAGUGUAACCAGCAGCAGUAGCAGCAGCAACAGCAACGGGGCAAAACAACAACAGCCACCGAACGCCAAGGAUGAGAACCAGAGACAGCAGCAACAACUCCAGGAGCAGCAGCAACUUCAGGAUGGGCUGCCCGAUGAGGAGAACGAGGCGACUGCCGGCAUUCAGAGCAAUGAAGCGAUUGAGCGGCAAAAACGUAAGUUCCCCACACCACCCACCACAGCAAUUGUGUCUGCAACAAGUGCUGCCAAGCCAUCAGCAACACCCACAUCAGCAACAACAACAACAACAACAACAACAACCACGGCCAGACCGAUAACAACAUCAUCAUUUCUCGAUGUGUACUUUAAAAAACUGCAAGCCUUGCAUGAUGGUGGUUCGGCCACGACGACAACCACCUCCGUAUCGUCAUCAGUCAGCAGCUCGGCAACAUCCAGUAAGCAGCAGCAUGCCCAGCAGCAACAUGCCCAGCAGCAACAGCAACAUCAGCAGCAGCCAGAUGGCAGCGCAUUUCUGAAACGUACGCCAAACCGGAGUAGUAUUAAGGCAUACAAAACUAGUAGUAGCAGUAGUAGUAACAGCAGUAGUCAGCCACAACAGCAACAAUAUGUGACAAACUAUAUUGGCGACACCACAAACAAUCUGCCAGCGGUGUUGGACAAUAACGGUGGUGCGUCGAGCACCACCACGGAAACCGCCAAGAAACCCAAAAUCAAAACACAAAAACUCAUACGCCGCACACGAGUCAUGUAAAAAACGAUCUGAAGAUCUGAAGAUGCGGCAGACAACUCUGAUACCAAUUAUCAUAAGCUACUACAUACUGCUAGCCAGAAAGAAACACUGAUCACAGAUCACAGAUCCAGAACGCUGCUGGAGAAAUCGAAACAUCCGACCUUCGAGGGCCCCCCAACAACAUUAAAUACAAAACCACAUACACUAGACAAACAUCACACACAAAUAAAUGCUAAACCGAUCGAAACCGUUACCGAUAUUCGUUAUCCUUACGUGCGUGGUUAACUGGAAGCUGUUUCCGUUCUAGUGAAAGUGCAAGGCAGCAACAUUGGGGAACGUUUGGAACUGGCAUGCAGACGUCACUGCCAUCGAAAUUGGAACAAAUGUUUGCAGUUAAAAAGUGUUUUUAGCUAGAAUUUAUUACUAUUAUUAUCUGUAUGAAAAACUAUUGAUUUGUUGUUAGAUCUAGCCGCAACUAAUUUAAAAAUAUUUUCUGUUAAUUACAACUCGAACAACAGAACAAAGUUGUUAUGUUCAGUACAUGCAUAUAUUAUGUAAUUUAAUUUAAUGCAAAUUCUUGUAAAAUAGUACAUAUUAUUCUGUAAAAAGUUCAUCUACGCACGCACUUUUGGCAGACAACCUAAAUUAUUCUUUGAGCCACAAAACAAUCGAAAGGAAAAUUUAUAAUAACCCCACUUUCCAAUGUGAUAAACAUAUAUAAUUUGUACACUUUACGUAACAAAAUAUUUAAUCAUUUUCUUUUAGAAAAAUGCUAUAAAGGUUGAGAAUAGUUCACUUACUUACCUUGCCGCACUUUGCCUACAAGAAAACUUAAUUUGUUCAUUCCAUUAUUGUAUUAAAACUAUUAAAUGUCUAAAUUAAAAACAAAAAUUCAUCACUCUACUUUUACCUAGCCUAAUGCUCUUUUUUAUACAGCAAACAAAAAAUGUAAUAGAUAAGUUUUAGUUGUAGUUAACUGAACAUCAUAUAAUAAAUGAAACUGUACAUUUAUCACACA
Molecule: messenger RNA, 5282 nt
Organism: Drosophila elegans
Lineage: Eukaryota; Metazoa; Arthropoda; Insecta; Diptera; Drosophilidae
Product: venom metalloproteinase 3
Exons: 15
Coding region: 965-4285 (1106 amino acids)
Biological process (GO): proteolysis
Molecular function (GO): metalloendopeptidase activity
Source: RefSeq, a predicted model, not a curated record